AUAUGGCCGUGUUAGGGCCAAAUGUGAGUGUAAAUAUGAAUGGUCAUAGUAAUAUUCAUAGUCAGUUAACAAAAUCUUUAGAAAGAAUUUUAGAAGAUGCGUAUUUGAGUGGUGAAUUAAAAUUAAGCGGACGUAAGUUAAGAGAUUUCCCGAAACCAGUGAAAUAUGACUUGAGUGAUACAGUUGUUGCUGAUUUGUCAAAAAAUCGGUUCAGCGAAUUGCCGGAGGAAGUAACCACGUAUAUAUAUUUAGAAAAGUUAGUGUUGUCACAAAAUGUCAUCAGGACGAUACCAGAUGCAGUCGGUGGAUUACAGUCACUCACAUAUUUAGAUCUCAGUUCAAACCAGCUAACAGAAUUGCCCCGUGAGGUAUGUAUGAUGCCGUUACAAGUUCUUCUUCUACCGGACAAUCUCCUGACGAGUCUACCCAAGGAGAUCGGCAAGAUGACUUCUUUAGCGGAAUUGGAUGCGUCGAACAAUAGACUUACACAAGUUCCAAUGAACCUUGGAGAUUGUGCUGGUCUUCGAUGUUUAAACCUUAGUAAUAACCAGCUCGGGUUGCUGCCAUUACAGAUCACUUACCUCCGACUCGAGCACUUAGACGUGAGCUGUAAUUGUAUAUCUUCGCUUCCAUUAGAGCUCCGCAAUAUGAGCACGAUAAUCACAUUGAAUCUAGACAAUAAUCCUCUCGUAUCCCCUCCUACUACCAUUUGCAUGCGCGGGCGCGUGCACAUAUUCAAAUAUCUCGAGAAUAUGGCAAUAAAGGAUUCCUUGCCGGCACAUAGAAGAGUGGACGAAACCAGACGGACGGCGAAGCACACAUCAUACAUCAGCUCACCCAACAGCGGAACACAUCAGAUCACGUCGGGUAACGCGACCAUCGACUGCUUGAGGCACAAGCCGAGACACGUCGUAGACAGCGGAUACUGCACCGAUGGUGUGGAGAAGAGGUGGUCGAACGAUGCGUGUGGCGAGGCGGGCGGCGGGUCGGGCCGCUCCACUCCCAGCACGCCCUCCACGCUGUCGCCCGGCGCCGCACUGUCGCGGGCGCAGUCCCUGUCCAGCGAAACUCCCCUCGCCCCCCUCACGCCUAUACUCACAGGCCUCCGUAUAUCACCUGAAGGGAACAUUUCAAAUGGCGAGGAUAAGAGUAAAUUAGCUCAUCAGCAAACAUACAGACAAUACAAAGAAGCCCUAAGACAGCAGCGUCAGCAGGACGUGUAUCGGCCGCGCUGCGACCAACCCUCCCCCUCUCCCGAACUGGACUCCAAUUCGCACUCACUCAACCAGAGCCCCGUGCACUUCCAGAAGUCCCCCCACUCGCCUAUCAAUGGAUACAGUAACAUAUCUCCCUAUAACCGAUCUUUAUCCUCGAACUCGACAACCUCACCCAACACGUCCAUUGUCUCACCCAACUCCCCCGUCCUGCAUUCGACACCCCGAAGGUUUCAAGCACAGAACGGCAAUCAGGAAAAGAUGGAGGAGACUAAACGACCCGUCCAAAAAGUCGUUCCGUCGCGAAACGUCAACAAAAUGUACUCGUCAGUCAACGGCAACGUCGACUACACGCGACUGAACGGCUCGGACACGUAUUCGAAACCGACUUCCCCGAGCAAGUCUCCGACGAACACGAUAGGGUACACGAACAGUCUAAAGUCGAACAUACCGAGGACGGUGAAUGGCGACGCGAAGUUGUUAACGACGACGGUUUCAUACUUGAAAGGAGCGGGAGCGAAGCCGGCGGCCAAGAUCGCCUGGAAUAAGGACACGCCUUCGGACAAGCUCAGCUUCACCAUGAAGAGGGAGUUCGAUAAGCAGAAGGAGGAGUCGGAGCUGUUGCAGCAGUUGAGGACGAUAAUCGAGAGCCGGCUGAAGAUGUCUCUGCCGGAGCAGCUGCCGGCGGUGCUGGCGGACGGCGUGGUGCUGUGCCACCUCGCCAACCACGUGCGGCCGCGCUCCGUCGCCUCCGUGCACGUGCCCUCGCCUGCGCAGCCAAAACUAACAAUGGCAAGGUGUAGAAGAAACGUGGACAACUUCCUGGAGGCGUGUCGGAAAAUAGGAGUCGAAGAGGAGGACGUGUGCGCGCCCGCGGACGUUCUGUGCUCGGCCGGCGAGCGCGCCGCGCACACGGCCGCCCUGGCGCGCACCGUGCGGGCGCUCCUGGCACACGCCACCGCCGCCCCACCGCCCCCCGCCCCGCCCUCCCCCAGCCCCGAAUACGACUCCAUCGAAGUGAACUACGACCGUCCCCGGCACAGGUACGCCGAGGACAGGUACAUCAGCAACUUCAACUACAACGAUCAGGACUACACCUUCGACGAGUCGGAGGAGCACCAGCUCGGCUUCGACGGCGGCGCCGACUCGCCCCCGAGCGUCCAGUACUCGCCGGUGUACGCCGAGGAGACGAGGGUUCGGGGUCCGUACUACCAGAAGAAUAGGAUCCAAUUCGUGACUCCGUUCUGCAAGGGCGAUGGUGUGUUCAGGAGUGAUCAUUUCGAAAUAUAUGACACUGAUGAGGUCGAUUUUCCGAUCGAUUUGACCGAGGGGGCGAUCGACGCGGAUAGAUACGACAGGGGGAAGAUGAAUCUUGACAUACGAGGCAAUUACGAAUCCAAUACGACAGUAGUCGAAACCGAAACGGCGAGAGACAGAGAGAAUAGAAUUUUCUAUACUUGUCUAUGCCUUGGAAGUUUUAUCGUGUCUACGAUUGCGCUUAUUCUGUAUCCUCUGUGAAUAUACGCGGUAACUUCUUACCUAAAUAUUCACCGCUGCCUUUCAUAUUUGAUCUGAUACAUGAUAAGAAUAAGACCCUAUGUAUACAGAUACAUUUUGCAGCUAUAUACUGAUUAUCAAACUCGCGACAAUACCGAUUCACUUGAAGUGACUUGGUUGCAGACGAAUGUGGAAUAAACACGCAUUAAGUUAAUGGCGACCGACUUCACACGGCAUGAAAUAAGGAUUGUCGUCCAGAAACAACGCAUAAAAAUUUAAUACAAGAAGACUUCGUGUGUAACGCGUCUGUAUCGCUGCAAAACGAAGCCCUGUCGUAUAAUUAAGGCUGUAGAAAUGAAUAGUUGUUAUUAAUUGUAAUGAAAUACACCGUUAUUUCCAGUUAGUGCACACAAUGCCUUAUAAUUGUAUAAUGUAACAGUAAAACUGUGAUCGAAAUUUAAUUGAGGCUGCUGUUUUUGAUGGAAUGCGGCACUUUAUAUAUUUCUAUUUAAAAAUAUGCACGAAAUAUAAAUCCAAAGUAAUAAUAACUUUUAUAAUUACUACUUGAGGGGUGUAGCGAAAAGUAAAAUUAAUGCUAAAAAAUAAUAUCUAAUUUGAAGUCACUCAAACAUCAGUCUAUGUCAGUCUGUAUGAGAAGUUAAUCCUUAUCUUGACUCAGUUGAAAAUGAUGGAAUUGAAUAGCAGAAGUCGUUUAUUGCUGUCUAUUUUUAAUACCAAUUUUUGAAUAUUUACUUCCGUAAUUGAUAGACAAAGUGCCGCUUUCCUUAUCUCUGUUAAGACUGAUGAAAGGAAAUUGAUAGUAUUGAAACAUUUAAGGAAUUGUACACGUUGAUAAAUUCAGCUGUUCCAUGGUACAAGUCGUUUUCGUAGACAAGCUUAGAGGAGUAUGUUAAGAUGGACCAAAUGCGGUGUGAUUUACAAAAUUUUAAUAUGAGCCAAUGUUCUUACAAUGAAAAGAUGCGUUCCAGUAAUUAUUAUGAUGUUUUGUGUGUAUAUAUAUUUUUUUUAUUAUUUAAAGUUAAAAAUAAUUAUAAUUAUUGAUUGUCUUAUGUUAAAUAAUUUCCUUUCUCCUAAAUUAGAUGGGUAGCAUUUUAAAGAGACUAUAUUUAAUUUUCAUGGAAUCACUAACACUCCAAAUAAACUGCCAAACGAUUAAAAAAAAAAAUAUUAUUAAGUACAAGGAAACGUUUCUGUUUAACUUCUCACUUCUUUAUACUUUUUAAAAUAUAAAAAUUGUAUAUUAUUUAGGUGAGGACUUAGGUUUCAGGUUUAAAUUAAGUACUAUUUAUUUAAUGUUUUCUUUUAUCUCGUUAGUAUGUGUUGAUUGAUGUGUGUUUUAUAUUUUUAUAUAAUUACAGAAGAUCUCAGUUUUUGUUUGCUAUGUAAUAUGAUUAUAGAUACGUAUUUACGUUUUAUUUUAUACAUUAAUUUAUUUAAAAAAACUUAUUUUGAAUUUAUCUAAGAAUAAGUCAAGCGCGGUAUUGAUACAGCUGUUAUUUUGAUUUCCUUAAUCCUCGCUUCGUAAUCCGAUGUAAUUAUACCACACGAAAACUACUUUUGUAUGUGACUGUCUUCCUAAAACCGUAUUUUUAUAUGAAUAUUGAAAUUUUUUAAUUGAUCGUUCGUAGUGCCAAUGGUAUUCUUGCGUUGUAUCGAAAUAAUUUUUCAGUUGUAUAAAUACCGUUACGAAUAAAUUGCAUUAAGUUUUGUGUAUCACAAUGAACUAUUGCACUUAUUGAUAUAACGCUUAGAUAUUUUAAUCAUUUUUAAAUUAAAGUGUAGUUAUACAACAAUACAAUACAAAAUGUGUCAUAAUAUUUUCAACGUGUGCUGUUAAAACACGUAUAUAAAAUAUACAUGUGUGCUAUUACACACAUGUAAUUUUAUAUAUUGAGAUAUUAUGACACCAUGUGGAAUAGUCUUAAGACGACAAAGGAAUACUGCGGUGCAAUGCAUAAAGAUUUAUGAUGUUUGUGAAAAUGAUAAUAAAAUCAGUUCGAAAGUACAAUGUUUCACGAAAAUAUUGGUGCAUUAAUUCUAUGAAUAAUUAAGAUCUUAAUUGUAAUGUACGAAUUAAUUUAAAACGUAGCGCUACCCAGUCGAAUAUUUCUUAUAAAAUAAGAAUCGUAUGCCUUAAUCGAAAUUUCAUAUCGUUAUUGUAUUUAUAAUGCAAACGCGUAAUUAUAAUAUUUAUUCGUAGGCCGUUUACAGUUUUGAAAUAUUAAGCAACAAGCUUCCAAUUCAUAUUAUUAUUGUUUGUAACGAUAUUUCUAUUGCAAUUAUUUUCGUGGUAUGACUUUGUGCAGGUCCGUCUGGGUAGAUAUCACCCUCUUAUAACAUAUACUACCGCGAAAUAGCAAUAUUUAGUAUUAUUGUGACGGGUUAAGGCGAGUGAGCCGGUGUAACUACAGGCACAAGGGAUAUAAUAUCCUCUUUCCCAUUGCUGGUGGAGUAUUCUGUUAUAAAUAUAAACCAUUAAUAUUUAUUACAGCGCCAAUAUCCUUGGACAGUUCUGACGUCUUAGUAAUGAAGUCCAAAUGCCCGUCCGCCUAUCAAUUAAAAAUAUAAUUAAUUGAAAUACACGAUUUUAUUAUUCUUUCAACUGUAAACGGUCCUCGUUAGUGCGUAGUGAUAUUUAGACUUAUAUUUUGAGGCUUUUUUCGUAUAACUAUUGGAUAAAAGAUAAUCUAAAAAGACAUUUUAUAAUUUAAUCAAUAACGUAUAUUCCUAAAACAUGCCAACCUAACCUUUGUUGCCAACUACUUCGGUGAUUUUGCAUUUAUGAGGUGUUUUAAAUAUAUGUAUGUACUUACAUAUUUGUGACAUGGCGACUUUCAAUGUAAAUUAAAUCCCCCUAGUGCUUUAAAUUAAUCAUAAAUUAUAAUGUUUGGUUUAAAUUUCUCAAUUCGUACGAAGUUUAUAAUGUAACCGCUAGGGGCGCUGUACGCACACACUUCGUAGACAUUUUUAAUAACACGGUUUAACCAAUUGCGCGACUGUGUUCAUAAAAAUGCUGUCGACUAUACAGGUUUUUCGAAACUAUUACAAUUAUUUUUAAAGUAAUGUAAGGUUUCUACAUUUUUGGUCGUUCGAGUCAACAACUUGCAUUCCAAAGAUGUUUUAAUAUAUUAAAAGACUUAUAGUCUUUGUAUUGUAUGAAUAGUAUUUGUAUGUUUUGAUUCUAAAUUUUGUUUUUAUAUCUUAUUGUUCAUGAUUUUUGUGUAUAUGUAUGGAAGUUUUUUAUUUUUUUAUAGAUGGCUAUCAAUAUAUUAUUUAAAAUAACUGUAUUUAGCACUAGAAUAAGUAUAUUCAUUUUCUCAAUUAGUUUUCAAGUGUGCAUUUUUUCUGCAUUUACUAAGAAAACGUCAUCGGGCUGCCACUUCGAUUAUUAUUUAAACAAUUUAUUUUAUAAUAUUUCUUAGUUACAAUAUUUAAGUGUGUAACGCA
Messenger RNA from Vanessa atalanta (red admiral), 6179 nucleotides. RefSeq names its product leucine-rich repeat and calponin homology domain-containing protein (gene Lrch). The transcript is spliced from 11 exons. Gene Ontology annotation, molecular function: protein binding. The record is from RefSeq and is a predicted model, not a curated record. Bases 3 to 2732 code for a protein of 909 amino acids. Lineage: Eukaryota; Metazoa; Arthropoda; Insecta; Lepidoptera; Nymphalidae.